AGCACUCGUAAUAUGUUGCGCAAGAUAACAAGCAGAUAUUGAACUUUUGAAUGUGUAUAAAUAAUAACGAAUUUUCGACAUCUUUAGGGUGUCAGUAGCGAUUCCACAGAAAAUCAUGCCGCUUGUGUUGCACUGUAUUGACGGUAGCCCGCCAAACAGGGCCGUGUAUCUCUGCCUAAAAGCCCUGGGACUAGAAGCUACCAAGAAAACCGUUAAUCUGUUCAAAAUGGAGCAUCACAACCCAGAGUUUUUGAAGCUAAAUCCUCAACACACCACUCCUACUCUUGAGGAUGACGAUUUUGUCAUUUGGGAUAGCCACGCUAUUUGUUGUUACCUUGUGAACAAGUACGCCAAAGAUGACUCGCUCUACCCGACAGACCCACAUAAAAGGGCUAUCGUCGACCAGCGCCUGCAUUUUAACAGCGGCUUUUUGUUUCCACGGUUCUUCAACAUUUCAUUCCCACUGAUUUUCUUGAAAUGCAAGGAAAUUUCCGAGGAGAAGCAGAAGGCGGUGAAGGAAGGCUUUGCCUUCUUGGAAAAGUUCUUGGAAGGAAACGAUUACCUCGCUGGCCCUUCAUAUACUUUGGCGGACAUUUGUUGCGUCGCAACCGUGUCAACAUUGGUGGAAGGCCUUCGCUGUAGCGUCGAUAGCUACCCAAACGUUCAAGCCUGGAUGAAGCGAUGCCGUGAAAAUUUGCCAGGGUAUGCAGAGGUCAACCAACCGGGACUCGAUGCAUACAAGCGUGCGGCUGAUAGGGAGCUUGAUUGAUCUAUUUUUAAGUGCUACCAGCAUUCAAACAAUCGAAUGUAUGUUAUCUGAUUUCAACGCAAUAUGCCUUUUAUAUCUGCAUUAUUAAUUAAAUUAUUUGAAUUCAACUGGUAUGAAAAUAAUUUGCAACUUUUGAAAUAAAUAUUUGAAGUAAUCGCAUG
Messenger RNA from Cloeon dipterum, 930 nucleotides. RefSeq names its product glutathione S-transferase 1-like. Gene Ontology annotation, biological process: glutathione metabolic process. The record is from RefSeq and is a predicted model, not a curated record. The transcript is spliced from 5 exons. NCBI's taxonomy places the organism in Eukaryota, Metazoa, Arthropoda, Insecta, Ephemeroptera, Baetidae. The coding region runs from base 116 to 769 and encodes 217 amino acids. Gene Ontology annotation, molecular function: glutathione transferase activity.